Cryptotermes secundus is the source of this 5370-nucleotide messenger RNA. Its product is annotated as dual oxidase 2. The coding region runs from base 90 to 5093 and encodes 1667 amino acids. Lineage: Eukaryota; Metazoa; Arthropoda; Insecta; Blattodea; Kalotermitidae. The transcript has 32 exons. Gene Ontology annotation, cellular component: NADPH oxidase complex; plasma membrane. Gene Ontology annotation, biological process: superoxide anion generation; response to oxidative stress; defense response. The record is from RefSeq and is a predicted model, not a curated record. Gene Ontology annotation, molecular function: superoxide-generating NAD(P)H oxidase activity; heme binding; calcium ion binding.
AACUUGGUUCCUAUUGAUUUCAAUGUAGCUGCAGUGUCAGAAGACUUCCAACUAUCUGCUCAGUUUUCUUCUCAUGCUUGCCAAUCAGUAUGGCACUGAAAAGAAAUUUAAUGGGCCAGCUGCUCCUACAUGUAACUAUGGGGUUUGCCCUUCUUUAUACAAAGGACCUAGAAGUAAAAGCACAAUCUGAGCUUCCCACACCUUCACAACAGCCUCCUUCCUCGGACAUGACUACAGCCAGUACAAUGACAACACCGUCACCACCAACAACACAGUCACCACAACCAUCUUUUGAUAAACCCACAAAGAUGCAAUGGGCAAAAGCUGGCAAUAAGAUCAAAUUACUUGAAUGGCUAAUUGAAGGGUGCUGGAGUGAAAACAAUCAGCCAUGUCCAGAAGCUAAGGAGCCUGAAGAAGUUGAGUAUGAAGGCUAUGAUGGAUUUUACAACAACCUUGCACGGCCUGACUUAGGAGCUGUAGAUACUCCUCUACUACGGCGCUGGCCAGCAGCAUACAAGGAUGGUGUGUAUGAACCUUCAGGCCAUGACCGACCUAACCCACUGGAUCUCAGUGAACAGCUACUGAAAGGUGAAAUUGGUACCAUGUCAAAAACUGGAAAAACUGCAUUACUUGUAUUCUUUGGUCAACAAGUAGUUGAGGAGAUCUUAGAUGCACAAAGACCUGCAUGUCCUCCAGAAUACUUCAACAUCAAGAUACCAGAAAGUCAUCCAUACUUCAGAAAUAAACCACAUCAUUCUGAAAUGCCACUGCUGAGAACACGCUAUGAUAUGCGCACUGGGUUUUCACCAGGCAAUCCUCGUCAACAGCUGAAUGAGAUUACACCAUGGCUUGAUGGUGGUCUUAUCUAUGGAACAACCAAAGCCUGGUCUGAUCACCUACGGAUGUAUGAAAAUGGAACAAUGGCUCCCCAUGGUCUGCUGGCAGCUUCAAAUGGUGGAUUGUUUCCAGACUACAACAAAGUGAGACUUCCCAUGGCCAACCCACCACCUCCAUUCUAUCACGGGGAGUUUAUAAGGAAGCAUGAAACCUUUAAGGUUGAUAGAUUUUUCAAACUGGGAAACCCUCGUGGUAAUGAGAAUCCAUUCUUACUAACAUUUGGUAUUCUGUGGUUUCGCUGGCACAAUCACCUAGCCAGCUAUCUAAACAAUGCACACCCUCAAUGGAAUGAUGAAAAGGUCUACAAUGAAGCAAGAAAAUGGGUCAUUGCUAGUCAGCAGCACAUUGUGAUAAAUGAGUGGUUGCCAGAAUGGCUAGGUAGAAAAUUGGAUACAUAUAAAGGUUAUGAUCCAAGUACUGAUCCGCAGAUAGAUCAGUUCUUUCAGGCAGCAGCUUUCAGGUUUGGACAUACACUUGUACCACCAGGCGUUUAUUUGAGGGAUUAUGCUAAAAAUGACUGUAUGCUAGUAAAAAAUGUCUCAAAGGAAAGCAGAAAGAAAGACUUAAUUAUCAAUGGGACUGUCCGUACUUGUAACAGUUUCUGGAGACCUCAGGAUUUUAUUGAGGCUACUACCACAGAAGGAAAAUUCAUUGACAUUGAUCGUGUACUGAUGGGAAUGGCAUUCCAGUUAUGUGAAGAAGAGGAUCAUAAAAUAGUUGAAGAUCUAAGAGGACGAGUGUUUGGCCCACUAGAAUUUUCACGACGAGAUUUAAUGGCAAUCAAUAUUCAAAGGGGUCGUGAUCAUGGUCUUCCUGAUUAUAACACUGCUCGUCAAGUGUUUGGCUUGAAAAGAAUAAAUAAAGUGACGGACUUCAAAUAUGUGGAUCGUAAGAUUCAAGGAGCAUUUAUGAAGUUACACAACAAUACACUGGAUAAUGUCGAUGUGUGGGUAGGUGGUAUUUUAGAAACCAAUAACGGUCCAGGAGAGCUUUUCACUAAAAUAAUUAAAGAUCAGUUCACAAGAAUACGUGAUGGUGAUCGCUUCUGGUACAAAAACAUGAAUAACAGACUAUUUACCAAAGAACAAGUUGGUCGUCUGGAACAGCUGUCAGUAUAUGAUAUAAUACUGUCAGUAACUGAACUGAACUAUGAUGAUAUUCAAACCAACCCAUUUGUAGCACCCUCUCAAGACAACGGCUUAAAUGACUUGCAUCCGAAGUGCAGAGAAGUAUUGCUUAACAAAAACUGCACGAGACAAAAUGACUCCCAGGAUUUUCUCUGUCACUACCUUCCACAAAUAAAUGUGUCCAAGGUUGAAGAAUGUACUGAACCAGAAACAUAUGAUUAUUUCUCCGGCAGCGAAGAGUCAUUUAUUUUCACAUUUAUUGGAAAUGGACUACUCAUUCUUGGUUUUGUGGGUAUACUUUUCAGUCUUGUUAGACAUAAGAAAAAGGAACAGCGAGAAAGGAUGUCCAGAACUGCUGAAAUGGCACGGCAAUCAUUCCGCACAGAGAGACAUCUCAUUCGAUACUCAGUGUUUGAAUGGGUGGACCAGAAGUCUCCAUUGCGACCUGUGGUUGUGGUGAUGAAUCCAGAUAACAAGCAACUGCAGGUGCGGAACCAAGUUGGUCAUUUGCUACGAGCCAUGGAUCUCGCACAUGGACAACUAAUUGAGGUUUACAUCAUCAGUGAUGGUAGACAUCUCAUGCUUCGUGUCAGGAAUGAUUAUGAUCUGGUGCUGAAAUUUGAAAGUGAAUACCUUCGAGAGAAUUUCCUUCAAGGUUUUGAACAAUUUAUUCAGCAAGUGGGUGUCACAAGACAACGCAUAACUAUGGCUCUACCCCCAGCUCUCCGCCAGGCUGUUACACGUAAAGACAGGCAGAUGCGGCUUGAGAUGUUCUUUAGGGUUGUGUUCUCUCAGGCAUUCAAGAUCUCGCAUUCAGAAGAUGAAAUACUAAAACUGGAUUCCCAAGCAGCCCGUGAAAUAAUCUACACUGAGCUCACUAGGAGUGAAUUUGCUGAAGCACUGAGUAUGCCAGCUGAAUCCGAGUUUGUUCGCAAGAUGUUUUCACUGGUUGACAAGGACAGAAAUGGAUUUAUAUCCUUCAGGGAGUUUGUGGAUAUGCUCAUUAUAUUUGCAAAAGGGACUGCUGAUGACAAAGCUAAGCUGAUGUUUGACAUGUAUGACAUCAAUGCCACUGGCCAGCUGACUCAAGCAGACUUCAAAAAUAUGAUAAUGUCCCUGAUGGAGAAUGUGAGAGCUGAUGUUCAACAGCAAGACCUACAAACAGCAAUCAACACCAUCUUGUCAGCAGAAGGACUUGCAAAUAAGGAUGUGAUAACUGUAGAGGAUUUUCAACGACUUCUCUCAAACAAUGAGGGAAGGUUAGGCAUUGACCAAUUAAACCUCACAGGUAUACCAGUGCCACAAGGGAAGGUUGCUGCAUUGAACAGAAGAACCUUUAUUGAUCAUGCACGUGUCACCGUGUCCAGCAUAUACAGAGAUGUAAGGGAACCGAUGUCUGAAACUACAAGUAACACAGACGCAGUUCACAGUUCAGUGAGAAAUGAUCCCACUAUAGAUAAUGAUCAAGAGAACAACAGAAAGGAGGAACCCAUUGAGAGCUCAUUUUGGAUAUCUAUAAAACGGAAUAUUGAGAAUUAUUCACGAGAGAUCUUUUGGCUGGCACUUUACACCUUUGUGCUUCUAGCAAUAUUUGCAGAAAGAGCAUACUACUAUUCUGUGGAGCGUGAACACUCAGGCCUGAGACAGAUUGCUGGGUACGGUGUAACAGUAACUCGAGGAGCAGCUUCUGCCAUGAUGUUUACCUACUCAUCCCUGCUUAUCACCAUGUGUCGCAACACCAUCACAGUGCUUCGAGAUACUUUCCUUCACAUCUAUAUCCCAUUUGAUUUAGCAGUUUCAUUCCACAAAUACAUUGCAAUGUGGGCUCUUGUAUUCACAGUUAUGCACUGUAUUGGCCAUGCAUUCAAUUUCUACAGCAUUUCUACUCAGACUUCUGAUGAUCUAACUUGUCUGUUCCGGAAUUUCUUUCAUUCGACUCAUGAAAUACCAAAGUUCCAUUACUGGUGCUGGCAAACAAUUACUGGAGUAACUGGUAUACUUCUCACCCUCUUAACAGCACUGAUGUUCAUCUUUGCCUUGCCACUUGCACGCCGGCGGCUGUACAAUGCAUUUUGGUAUACUCAUUCUCUCUAUCCAGUAUUCUACCUCCUCAUGAUCUUACAUGGAGCAGGGCGCUUAAUACAGCCGCCAUAUUUCUACUAUUUCUUUCUGGGGCCAUGUGUAUUAUUUACUGUUGACCGGCUGAUUUCAGUCAGACGAAAGAAAGUUGAGAUUCCUGUUCUGAAGGCUGAACUUCUACCAUCCGAUGUAACAUUUUUGGAGAUCAAGAAACCAAACGACUUUGAAUAUAAGUCUGGACAAUGGGUGCGUGUGGCUUGCCCUGAUCUAAGCACAAGCGAAUAUCAUCCCUUCACCCUAUCCUCGGCACCCCAUGAGAAGAAUCUCACAAUACACAUUCGAGGUGUUGGACCAUGGACAACAAAUAUUCGCAGAAUCUAUGAUCCAAAUCUGCUAGGCGAAAACCCACUUCCUAAGAUUCGUCUUGAUGGUCCUUAUGGUGAAGGGCAUCAAGACUGGUAUAAAUUUGAUGUAGCUGUAUUGGUUGGUGGUGGAAUUGGAGUCACUCCCUUUGCUUCAAUUCUUAAGGAUAUUGUCUUCAGAUCUAACAUGCAACAUAAUACUGCCUGCAAGAAGGUAUAUUUUCUAUGGGUAACAAAGACACAGAAGCAGUUCGAGUGGCUGGUGGAUAUAAUUCGAUACCUGGAGAAUGUGGACAAAGGAAGAACUGUUUCCAUUCAUAUAUUCAUCACUCAAUUCUAUCAGAAGUUUGAUCUCAGAACCAUUCUACUGUACAUCUGUGAGCGCCAUUUUCAACGGGUUUGUGAUCGAUCUCUCUUUACUGGAUUGAAAGCAGUCACUCAUUUUGGAAGACCUAACUUCACACAAUUUUUCAAGUCAGUUCAAGCAAUACAUACAGAGGUACGCAAAAUUGGAGUCUUUAGCUGUGGACCACCUCUCAUGACUCAAAUUGUGGACAAAGCCUGUCUGGGAUUGAACACAGAAACAUCCGAAGGACCUAGUUUUCAACAUCACUUCAAGAAUUUCUAAGAACUUCAUACUUCAUAUAUAACGUUGAAUCAGUAACCUACAAUUAAAGUUACUCCAUUAUGCGUUUAUCAAAACAGUUCUGAUUUUACACCUUUCUCUUGUUCAAAUAAUGUCAAUUUGAAGUCAAGUUGAACCUCUGCUCAGAGCCAAUUUUUAAUUACCAAUACAUCAGUCCAGAGUAAAGUCUGCCUGGCUGAAAUCACUAAUUACAGAAGGUAGUAGUUUCAAGAAAUCAGUCAAUAAAAAAAAAACUCAGUGAUUUUAGUCUGCAAGCCAA